AAUAAAGUCAAAACCCUAACUACGCAUUCUUGGAAAGAAUCAAAGACAGAGAGAGAAGAUGACGGAGAAGCCAGAUGAUGAAGGGAAGAAGGCGAACGCAGAAGGAGGAACACAGGGAGAGGGAGGAUCGAAGAUGACGGAGGUGAAGAAGCCAGAUGAUGAAGGGAAGAAGACGAACGCAGCACAGGGAGAGGGAGGAUCGAAGAUGACGGAGGUGAAGAAGCCAGAUGAUGAAGGGAACGCAGAAGGAGGACCGAAGAUGACGGAGGCGAAGAAGCCAGAUGAUGAAGGGAACGCAGAAGGAGGAACACAGGAAGAGGGAGAGAGCAUUCAAAAAGCCGUACGAUUGAUCUUCACAGCUAGGUUCGAUCAGAUUUUCCGAUACAUUGGACACAAACUUCCAGCCACUCAAACUUACCUUCAAGGCACAUCCAACCUCUUAGAUCGCUCCGUAACCAAGACCACUACCACUUUUGCCGGACGGAGAGUGGUGCCUCCCAGGGUUGUCACAGGAAACAAAGGCGCUUCUAUGAGAUUAGGGGCUUAUGCAGGUUCUGUUGCUGCGUGGUUUGUAUGUCGUCAUGCAAAGGACAUUGUUGUACAUUUCUUUGGAAGCCAUAAGAAGAAGAAGGAAAAACAGUUGCUAGAAAAACAAAGGGCAGAGUAUGAGAUGGAGAAGUCUGCGCGCAGAGCAGAGAAAGAAGAAACCAUGUCAGCUUUGGUCAAUGAUGUUACAGUACUUCAACGUGAGGUGAAAGAGCUGAAUGAGUGGAAAGUGGGUGUUGUAAGAGCUUUUUCAUCAUCUCAUCGUUCGUUGAUCAACAGAAACACUCUCACUACUGGUCAAAUCGCAAAUGAGGAGAUUAGGAAAGCCAGGAAUUACUUUGCUCAGAGGCGUUUCUAAUAAAUACUAGUUUACAUUUUAUCAAGACAAACUACUGACACUUGGCUGCUGAUAAGAGAUGAGGGAGGAAAGGUGUUUUUUUAGUAACAGUAUGUUUGCAACUCUAGCAUGUGUAGACAUCUGUCUUUUCAAAACUUUGAAUCUUUUCGGUUUAUUAUAAUGUUUGAUGUGCAGACAUCUGCCUUGAAAAUCUUGAACCUUUUUAGUUAUUAUAAGUUCUUCUAUC
Messenger RNA from Raphanus sativus (radish), 1130 nucleotides. RefSeq lists its product as uncharacterized. The transcript has 2 exons. The record is from RefSeq and is a predicted model, not a curated record. Bases 59 to 904 code for a protein of 281 amino acids. Lineage: Eukaryota; Viridiplantae; Streptophyta; Magnoliopsida; Brassicales; Brassicaceae.